Molecule: messenger RNA, 4053 nt
Organism: Spirometra erinaceieuropaei
Lineage: Eukaryota; Metazoa; Platyhelminthes; Cestoda; Diphyllobothriidea; Diphyllobothriidae
Source: the annotation of a GenBank genome assembly
AUGCACAAACGUGGGAUUGAGACUGCCGCUCGCUUUUACCGGGUGACGAAGCUCGUAUUGGUAAGUCCAUAGCUUUUCCAGAAUCCGAACAGACUCUCGGAAGGAAGUUCUUACUGGGUAUUUGGAUUCUACCAAGUGAGUGGUGCCCAGACGAAAAUUCUCUCAGCAAUACCGAGAAGACAGAUCCCCAAUGAAUGUCGCCGAUUUGCAGUUUCUUAUGCUUUUGUGCAGGCGAACAAUGGCUGCAUUUUUGAAAUAUUGCAGGACUUGUUUUUGCCGUCACAUCUCUUGCAACAGUGAAGUAAGCUUUUCCGGUAGUUGAGGGUUAUAGGGUUUUAUACUUAAACUGGAAUUGAGUCGGUGCCCUAAGAUUUUCCACUGGAAAUCUGUUAGAACGGUCUAGUUGUUUCCUGUAGGGACGGCGGUCAAUCGAAUCCGGCAUUGGUCUCCCCUCGAGGAAGUUUAUUGGUAGCCACCUUGCAGAUUAUAAAUUGGUGAUCGAGAAUGCACCUAAAGUGUUCGUCCAAACGCUCCUGCAUCUGUGAUUUUUCCCUCACUGGUUUUUCUUAACAGUAACUGCAUAACGGCGCAGCUCCGACGGUUUGGAGGCCGUAGACUGCCUUGUUAUGUAUGAAGAACUUCUCCAUUUCAUUAAAAUCUCUAUGCCGUUGGAUUUGGUGGUUAAUCAGCUGUUUUAUGUAUUCCCCUCUGUCUUUGUUGCAACUGGUGAAAACACUGAAAGCAUGCAGCUUCGUUUUGGAUUAUGCUAUCGCUCUGGUAGGCCUUGUGAGGCUGGUUUUUCUGGUACCGGUCACUGUAUUUCGCCACCGUUGUUCUCGAACCGGUUCUGAUGUUUGCGUUGCACAGGUCAGAUGGCUUCGGCAGCCGGGCUGUGGAUGGCAUUCCGAAAUAUCGGUCAGUUUUGUCUAAUGUCUUUAGUCUCCAUAACGUAGGUUGAUGUGCACCUUGCUACAGAGCUUGCCUGCUUUCAACCAUGUCCAGUGAGCUUUUGUCGCAAACUCGAGGAGGACGUGUAUAUUGCGGUAAAUUUCUCCCUCGUGUCAUCGUUGUAAUGACGUAGGCGUCUAUAAUGGUGACGAAUUUUUCGGGACAGAGUGGGGACCCCAUUGGAAUGUAACGUUCCUUGCUCCCGUGAGAGAGAGAGAGAGAGAGAGAGAGAGAAAGAAAGAAAGAAAGAAGGUAACUGCCCUGUAAAGUCGCAUCCGAUAUCGAAAGCAAUCCUAACGUCUCGGCGCUCUUCCUUGUGACGGUCUUUUCGGAAAGCAUAAUCGACGCCGACUCCGUUCACCUCUACGUGUUCGGCUAAACGAGUCUUGCUUUGUACGCCGAGGUUAGUAUUUUGGGGGUCAUCUUCAUAACCCAUUUACCCCUUUAUGGGUGGGGCAUGACCAAUUAUUUGUCCAAGGCCGUCACUUACUUCCAUUAUGGGUCAUAACUUUAGUGUAGUUAGAAAACGGCCCAAAUUAACGUAGACCGUAACACCCUCCCCGCAGGGUUCUGCUUAUUUAAUGGGGCUGCGGGCUGGUGUUGGAGGCGGCUAAGUGGUGACGAAGACCUGCCCAGUGCGAGGGGCUUUCGCAGUGCUGACUUCAUUCUCUCUUCUCCGUUUCACCUCUAUCCAAUGAGAAAACUGACUCAAGCCGUCUGGAUAUGAGACCAAAGGCAACGGAUGAUAUGACGUAAAACGCUCGCCUACAUGUGUCACAUCAGGGCUGAUUCCCUAAUACUGACUGAAUUAGGCUCCAAGUACAGCCUCGUGGGUCAGCAACUCUUAUCUGACCCAGUCGCCAGUCAAGUCCAUUGCCCAGCUGUGACCACUGGCUAAGCCACAGUUUAAUGAACAAAAAGCUUUAUUAACCUGACGUUUCGGAUACUCACUCAAAUCCAUCAACAGAGACAAAGUCGGAUAAGGGUAGUGGAUUGCCCAACUAUAACAGGCAUGUGGCGCCCUAGCAACUGCAUCCUAUAAAUACUUCAACGUCUGGCCAAUCCACUACCCUUAUCUGACUCUGUCUCAGAUGUUGGAUUCGAGUGAGAAUCCGAAAAGCCAGACUAAUAAAUUUCUUGUUCCGACGAUCGUGUCUCCUACUUCGCAACUACUUUGUGCAAUUCACCUCUUCGCUCCUAUCAGGAAAAUACAUAACAGGCAUUAAGUGCAUCUAGGCACUCAGAACGACUGCCAAUCCAACAGGUUGUAGUCCCGCCUGGACACUCACGUACCCCUGAAUCUGAGUUAGGGUCUUUAUGAUGGAAUAAACCCUAAGAAACACAACUCGGGAUGACUUAUGCAGAGUCUAAUCUUAAGAUUUUCAGAACCUGUGAGAACUUUAAGGUUGAGAAUGUCCUAAUCCCUCUCCAAAAGAGCCAUUCCGAACUCAUCGGCCCCAUCGGUGGCUUAUUUGGUCGUAGAAAACGCCCUUGAAGAUUUCGCGCUGCCACUCUGAACGUCAUCGAUUUCGCAAAGAUCGAAUCCCAAACGACGAAAAACGUCAGAGCAAACACCUUGAGCUCUUAGGAAACCCCUGUCCCAUUACCAGUGAAAAGUUCGUCCUGUAGCCGAACCCAUUUGCGCACGAAUUAACUAAGCUUCUGAGGAGCUGAUUUGGCCUCAUUACGGACGUAAACGGAUAAUUCUUGAAUUUAAUGAGAUUAGACAAAGAAGAAAAUCAGAUCCUUGCGAUGCAGUCGAGAAGGUUUGUAAAAUUAUUUCUUGAAAUCUGUUUUUUUUUUCACAGAUUCCGUUCUCCAUGGGCGUAUAUUUCAGGUAGUGUAGAAAGUGCAAAGAGUCAAAAACGUGUGACAAUGAUGCCCUGGUCACUGAGGUUUGUGCACAGCAGGAGGCAGUUCAGUGUCGAAAACAAGUUGGAAAUGAAGGCUGCCCACUUUUUCCUGUGAGUUUUCGGACAGUGGCCGCUUUAUAAGACUGUUCUGCAAGGAAGGAGAAGGGGAGGAUGAAGUAUUCUCCUGGUAUUCCGCAGUAAAACCCAACCCAGUGUCCAUCUUUUUCAAUGGAUCCACUUCCCAGGCUCUCACGAAAUAUGAUGGAUGUGUGUGGAAAUUCACGGACCGGGGCGGUGUGCUCGGGUGCUUCCCGUCCCCACCCAAAGCAAGCUUGCUUUAAGCCGCAAAAUGUCUGUCGUUCACCUCCGGCCAUUGACAUGCCCCAAUUCGUCACGGUAGCGUGGGCGGGCAACAAAGUUCAACGCAGCAAAUGGAUUGGUUCAUAAGACACGGGCGACGCUGAUUCAAUAGGGCAAACUUUGAAAUCGUGUUCACGAGGUUUUUUGGUCUAAGUUAGUUCUGUUCAGAGUCGCUGGAAGUCUAACCCAUGUGAUGUAAUUUAAACAUUCCCACAAAUGCCUUAGGGGCCCACGCGAAAAAUCUCCAUGAUUGUUUGAAUUGGGGAGUUUUCCUGCGGCAGCAACCAGUGCGCUGGUAACUCUACCUCUACUUUUCUCUCAGUGUAGCACUUGUCGGCAAGUGCGCGUGGAAUUUCUGAGACCUGUCCUAUUCCAUUGCAUAAACCGAAGAGGCGUCGUGUGAGUGAAUGCUAUCAGCCCUGAAAAAUCAGAGGCAGGGAAAAAACCAGUUGUAAGAGCGUAGAAACUCUGACUGACAUUACAGUACUUAUCCUCCAAGCAGAGUUAAUGCCACCCGGCGAAACAUGGUUUACAGGCCUCUCCUAAAUUGUGGUCGUUUUUGAUAUUGCUGUUUAGUCUCAAAAAUACGAAGUCAUCUGAACGAGACGAAACGGAAUAGGAAGUGGGAGAAAACGAUGACGGCUAUGCUGCUGCUGCUGCUGCUGCUGCUGCUGCUGCUGCUGCUGAUGAUGAUGAUGAUGAUGAUGAUGAUGAUGAUGAUGAUGAUGAUGAUGAUGAUGAUGAUGAUGAUGAUGAUGAUGAUGAUGAUGAUGAUGAUGAUGAUGAUGAUGAUGAUGAUGAUGAUGAUGAUGAUGAUGAUGAUGAUGAUGAUGAUGCGGGAGGCAGGGUUAAUGUCACCGAAAUUAAUCAUAGGUCUCUUGUCAUUUACUAG